Fraxinus pennsylvanica is the source of this 945-nucleotide messenger RNA. The record is from the annotation of a GenBank genome assembly. NCBI's taxonomy places the organism in Eukaryota, Viridiplantae, Streptophyta, Magnoliopsida, Lamiales, Oleaceae.
AUGGAAUCUUUAGUUGAGGCAACGUCAGGUGCAGUUGGAUCAUUGGUAAGCACCACCAUUUUGUAUCCUCUCGAUACUUGCAAGACAAAGUACCAAGCUGAAAAUCGUGCUCACAAUUACCAAAAAUACAGGAAAAUCUCAGAUGUCCUGUGGGAAGCAAUUUCCACAGGUCGAGUACUUUCACUUUACCAGGGCCUAGGGACGAAGAACUUCCAGUCUUUCAUUUCAUCAUUUAUCUACUUCUAUGGAUACAGCUUCUUCAAGAGACUCUACUUGAAGAAAAGUGGAUCUAAUUCUAUAGGAACAAAAGCUAACUUGAUUCUUGCAGCUGCUUCUGGUGCAUGCACGGUCAUAGUGACACAGCCUCUGGAUACAGCAUCUUCAAAAAUGCAAACAAGUGCUUUUGGGAAAUCCAAAGGUCUUUGGAAAACCCUCUCGGAGAACACUUGGAGCGAGGCAUUUGAUGGUCUAGGAAUUUCUCUUCUUCUUACAGCAAAUCCUUCCAUUCAGUACACAGUGUUUGAUCAAUUAAAGCAGAGAUUAUUGAAGGAGAAGAUGAGCAAAAAUAGAGAUGACGUAUCCUUUCGAGCAGCUCUUUCUGCGUUUUCUGCUUUUCUGUUAGGUGCAAUCUCAAAAUGCAUUGCUACCUGUGUAACUUAUCCAGCAAUAAGGUGUAAGGUGAUGAUUCAGUCAGCUGAGUCAGACGAGGAAGACGAAGCUCAAACAAACUCCAGGAAAACAAUUUUGGGGGCACUUCGUGCCAUUUGGAAAAAAGAAGGUGCAUUCGGCUUCGUCAAAGGGUUACAAGCCCAAAUCCUGAAGACUGUCCUUAGCUCAGCAUUGCUUUUGAUGAUAAAGGAGAAGAUCACAAAGACUACAUGGGUCCUAAUGAUUGCGCUGAAGAAGUUUAUGUUCAUAACUAGUACCAGGUUGAAGAACUCUUGA